CCUCGGCCUCUCUUAUUGCCGCUGAGUUGCGCUCCUCUUCCUCAGGCUGCGAGCAGGAGCCGCCCGGGCGCUUCCCUUUCCCGGCCGGCACUCCCCGCGGCAGCGCCGCGCUCCCUCGCUCGCUCCCCGCAGGGCAGAGCCGCCCCGCAGCCCGCCCCGGCAGAGCGCUCCCGAGGUGCCAGCAGCAGCCGCCAGGAUUUUUGUCUGUCUUGUUUGUCUGUUUGUUUUUCUUUUUCUUUUUUUUUUUUCCUCCUCGUUUUCGUUUGGCUUUCUAGUCUCUCUGGGAAUGGCCGGGGCAGCGGCGCCCGAAGCGGGAACAAGUGUGGGGAAAGGCAGAGGGAGCCAGAGCUGAACGCCAGGAUGCGGGCGAGCUGAGGCUCAGAGCGGGCGGCCAACCUCGCUCUGCCCCUAGGACUGCCCAUACGGACCGUGCCUUCUGCUCCCGACUCCGGCCGGAGGAUUUAAGACCUAGGAAGAGUUGUGCGUGGAGGGCAUUUUUUUUUUCUUCACAUUUUUGUCUUUUCCCCGCUCUCGGAAGGGAAAAUGGAUUGGGGACUUCUCCUGCACUGCGCAGCCCUCACCUUCACUCUCGCCAGGGCUCUGAGAAGCGAUAAAUGCGGCGACACGAUCAAAAUUCUAAGCCCCGGGUACCUCACCUCCCCCGGCUACCCCCAGUCCUACCACCCCAGCCAGAAGUGCGAGUGGCUGAUCCAGGCCCCGGAGCCCUACCAGCGGAUCAUGAUCAACUUCAAUCCGCACUUCGACCUGGAGGACCGCGACUGCAAGUAUGAUUAUGUUGAAGUGAUUGAUGGAGAUAAUGCUGAAGGACGCUUAUGGGGAAAGUACUGUGGAAAAAUUGCUCCCCCUCCGUUAGUGUCUUCGGGACCGUAUCUUUUUAUUAAAUUCGUUUCCGACUACGAAACACACGGAGCAGGAUUUUCUAUCCGUUAUGAAGUUUUCAAAAGAGGACCUGAAUGCUCCAGAAACUUUACUUCAUCAAGUGGAAUGAUAAAGUCCCCCGGAUUCCCUGAAAAAUAUCCCAAUAGCCUUGAAUGCACUUAUAUUAUCUUUGCACCAAAGAUGUCAGAGAUUAUACUGGAAUUUGAAAGCUUUGAACUAGAACCUGAUUCAAAUACUCCAGGGGGAGCAUUCUGUCGCUAUGACCGAUUGGAAAUCUGGGACGGAUUCCCUGAUGUUGGCCCGCACAUAGGACGUUAUUGUGGGCAGAACAACCCAGGCCGCGUCCGUUCUUCAACAGGGAUUCUUUCAAUGGUAUUUUACACUGACAGUGCAAUAGCAAAAGAGGGAUUUUCAGCAAACUACAGCGUGUCGCAGAGCAGUGUAUUGGAAGAUUUCCAGUGCAUGGAACCACUAGGUAUGGAGUCAGGAGAAAUUCACUCUGAUCAAAUCACUGUCUCCUCCCAGUACAGUGCUAUCUGGUCUUCAGAAAGGUCCCGGCUAAAUUAUCCUGAAAAUGGAUGGACCCCAGGGGAAGAUUCUGUCAGAGAAUGGAUACAGGUAGAUCUGGGCCUUCUCCGCUUCGUUUCUGGAAUUGGGACCCAAGGAGCUAUCUCAAAGGAGACAAAGAAAGAAUAUUACCUGAAAACAUACCGUGUAGAUGUCAGCUCCAAUGGAGAGGACUGGAUUACACUGAAGGAAGGAAACAAGCCUGUUGUUUUUCAAGGGAAUAGCAAUCCCACCGAUGUUGUUUACAGACCUUUUGCCAAACCAGUUUUAACACGUUUUGUACGAAUUAGACCCAUGUCUUGGGAAAAUGGAGUAUCACUGAGAUUUGAAGUGUAUGGCUGCAAGAUAACAGAUUAUCCUUGCUCUGGGAUGCUGGGCAUGGUGUCUGGGCUCAUACCUGACUCUCAGAUUACUGCAUCUACUCAAGUUGAUAGAAACUGGAUCCCAGAAAAUGCUCGCCUUAUAACAAGCCGUUCUGGCUGGGCACUGCCACCAACUACUCAUCCAUAUACAAAUGAAUGGCUUCAAAUAGACCUUGGUGAAGAAAAGAAAGUGAGGGGCAUUAUUGUCCAAGGAGGCAAGCACCGAGAAAACAAAGUGUUCAUGAAAAAAUUCAAAAUUGGCUACAGCAACAAUGGAUCAGAUUGGAAAAUGAUCAUGGAUUCCAGCAAGAAAAAGAUAAAGACUUUUGAAGGCAACACCAACUACGAUACACCUGAACUGCGGACUUUUGAACCUGUAUCGACGAGAUUCGUCCGCGUCUACCCAGAGAGAGCCACACACGCAGGAUUGGGACUUCGAAUGGAGCUGCUGGGAUGUGAACUUGAAGCUCCAACAGCUGUCCCUACUGUUUCCGAAGGCAAGCCCGUAGAUGAGUGUGAUGAUGACCAGGCGAACUGUCACAGUGGCACAGGUGAUGACUACCAACUGACAGGUGGAACUACAGUGCUGAACACAGAAAAGCCGACAGUAAUAGACAAUACAUUACAACCAGAACUGCCAUUAUACAACUUCAACUGUGGCUUUGGCUGGGGAUCCCACAAGACUUUGUGCCAAUGGGAACAUGACAACCAGGUGGAUUUGAAGUGGGCAAUUCUGACCAGCAAAACAGGGCCAAUUCAAGACCACACAGGAGAUGGCAACUUCAUCUACUCUCAAGCUGACGAAAGCCAGAAAGGCAAAGUUGCCCGGCUGUUGAGCCCCGUCAUUUACUCGCAGAAUUCUGCGCACUGCAUGACUUUCUGGUACCACAUGUCUGGCCCACAUGUUGGCACCCUGAAGAUCAAGCUGCGCUACCAGAAGCCGGACGAAUAUGACCAGGAGCUGCUGACCCUGAGCGGGCACCAGGCAAACUGCUGGAAAGAGGGCCGCGUUCUUCUGCACAAGUCUGUGAAACACUAUCAGGUGGUUAUAGAGGGAGAAAUUGGAAAAGGAAAUGGAGGAAUUGCUGUGGAUGAUAUUAAUAUCGACAAUCACAUAUCUCAAGAGGAUUGCCAAAAAUCAACUGAUGAGGAGAAUGAAAUAGAUGAUGAAGACCAAGAAAGUAAUCAAACAGGGUUCACUCCUUCAUACCAUACAGAUGAGGAGUACGAUGACAUCUCCAGGAAACCAGGCAAUGUCCUGAAGACGCUAGACCCAAUCCUUAUUACCAUCAUAGCCAUGAGUGCACUUGGUGUGCUUUUAGGAGCCAUUUGUGGAGUUGUUCUUUACUGUGCCUGUUGGCACAAUGGGAUGUCAGAGAGGAACUUGUCUGCACUGGAGAAUUACAAUUUUGAGCUGGUCGAUGGUGUAAAACUGAAGAAAGAUAAACUAAACACACAGAAUUCUUACUCGGAAGCAUGAAGGUGUAAAGCAACUUGAGAAGUUUCAGAGAAUCGGGAUGGAAGGACAUAGCUCGGUCGUGCUGGGGAACUGUUGAUCAUCUUUUACUGUACAGGCUGUAAAGUGCAUUGAUGACACUGAGCCAAGCUUUUCUCAGGAGCUUCAGCAAGUGUGUAACCGAUAAACAUGGACAACAAUCUGUGUUAACAAUCUGAAUCAUGUACAGUCUGCUUUUUCUGUUGGUUUUAUUUGAAAUAAUCAAAUGCUGGUGUUGAGACCAAGUAUGAUUGACUUCUAGUUCAUUCUGUCUUUCUUUCUCUCCCUCUCUUUUGUUUUCUGUUAAUGGGUAAUUUUCUUUUUACUGUGCAAAAUCCAAGAUGCUGUCACAAAGUGUAUUCAGUGGGGUCCUUCGGAUGGACAUGCUGUCUGUAGCUCAGUGCCCAGAAAUUAUUGACAUAACAGCAAUUUAGUGGACUCCUGCACCUGUAUUUGUGUAUAAUUGCUCGUGUUGUGCAUAGGCAAAGAAGGGUUAGGAUGUUUUUGAAAGUACUGCUGCAUCAGUACCAAUAUAGUGUGUCAGCUCUGUUUACAAAGCAAUACAGUCAAAUUUUAUUGAUGUUUUUCAGUGUUGUACUAAAUUUUGUGCUUGUGACUCCAUAAAAGAGUAUGUGCCAUCAUCAGACACAACUGGUAACCGAGUAUACUGCCUAAAAUCUAAACAGAAAAGUCCUUGGCACUGGCUAGUGUAUGUCCUCUCAAGUGCCUUUUUGUUUGUACUGCUUCUCAUUGUGUUAACAUUGACUGCAGCUCUGCUUCUCUCCAAUUAUGCCCUUGUCUUUAAUCAUAUUCUGAUGGCUCACUGAAUAAAAGAAAAGUAUAUUUUAGUGUAAGAGAGCAGCCUCGGCAAGGCAAGGGCUAAUCAGAUUUGACCAUCUGGCUUGAUUGUUCUGCUUUCUGUAUUUCAACUUCAUGUCUCUUGACCCUUUUGUAUAAAGCUGCAAUAUCCCCUUUUAUUGUUCUUUCAUAUAGAAUGUAUUUUCAAAUGUAAAAUCUCUCUACCUUUCUCUUCUUGUUCUCUCUCUUUCUCUCUCUGAGUAGAUUGCAUAAACAUUUGCCAUUGCCAAGGAAAGAAAACUGCAGCUUUAACUUGCUGGUAAUGGCAAAAGAUUUUAUUAGGGUUUGUGUUAAAAAAUAAGGGAAAAUUCUUAACUUUACCCUCCAAAGUCGAACUUUGGAUUUCUUCUUAGCGGCAUAAAGUGACAGUAUCUUUUUUCCUGAAGUCAUGAAACGUAUUUUAUCCUAAACGACUUGCCUGUUAAUUACACUAGGGAAAUUAAUUCCAAGCUGAAAAUAUUGCCUAUAAAAUAAGAAACUUUCCUCCUCCUGUCCCUACCUGAAUCAGAGUUCUCUCAGUUAACCUUCAUUUUCAUGCUAAUCAGUGCUAAUUGGGCCUGCACAUGAGUUCUGAGGGCAGAAUAAAAUCCCGCAGCGUAUGCGGGAGAUGUCCUUGCUGUUCUGUUAUAUCCCACUGGCAUUUCCUACCACGAGGUUUCUGUUUGACUAGAAGUGCAGAUAGCAAUAGAUUUGGUGAGCAAAGCUAAUGUAAGCUGUCAGGACAACAUACUCUACAAUUAUGUGGCGAUUUUUAAUAUUUCAGGACAAGUAUUAUUGAAAAAAUAAUAUCCAGCAGUUGAUACAGCUGGUCUGAGAAGGUAAAAAGAAAUAAAAUGAUGCUGUGCUCAGAGGAGCUCUCUGCAAUGAUCAAGAUGCAGCACAGUCAGAGCUGGGGGGCUUCAACCCAUGCAGACCUGGGGAAAGGACUGUUCUGGAAAGAGCUGAACUCCUGUUCUUUCUCACUGGGUUCCUUCUGUGGAGCCAGGGAAGAGACUGUGAUUUUUGGAGUUAGUCUUUUCUGAAAUGGGUUUUGUAGGUAAGCAGUGAAAUAUCCUGCCCAGGAUUAGGACUAUGAAAGGAAUAAUUCAGCCCUGAACUGCAACAAAAUCCACCCUUGCUUAUCAGUUAAAUGUUUUAAAGCAUAUCAUGUAACCAAUACUAAUCACAAAACAGAAACUAAUCACAAAACAGAAAAUCUACCAACUUAGAAAUUGAAAAAGAGGGAGGCUGAAGGUAAAAAAUAUGAGUUAUGUAGCUGAAAAUAUUUUAGAGGAAGACUCAGUAAAAAAAGCAGUAGAUGGUUGGUACUUCAAAGGACUCCUGAAAGCAGCGGCUGUAGCAAAUACUGAAACACACACUUCAGGUCAUCACACCUUUGCCUAAAGUGGAAGGGUUACCUCCCCAGGCUCUAGGCCUCAGCCCCUCCAGAAGGUGAGGCAGAGCACCCAUGACUUCAAAGUUAAGCCCAAAAUUUAGACCAUGAAGCGGCCCAAGAGGCAAGCUCACUUGAACAGAGGCAGAAUUUUCAUUUACAUCCACCAGUGUAAGCUGACCAUCACUGUAUUGCAGCAGCUAGUUAAUUAACCCAAAGAAAAGAAGGAUUUUUCAGGAUUUUAUUUUCAGGACGCCGCCAUGUUAUUCGGUUGUGUUGUGUUAGAAUCUGCUCUCCUUGUCUCAAAACACAUCCACUAUGACCGAGAGUUACGUUUAUAUAUUGCCUUGAGGAGAAAAUCCCACCGGGGAGCCCAGGCCCAAAACUUUCUGAAAUGUUCCCACAGAUUUCAGUAGAUUCUGGACCAGCUCUUGGUCUUAGUCCGUUUGAACAGUAAAGCUGACGGUUGUUUGUGUGGUGUUUUUUCCUUUGCUCUUUUAAUGUACUGAGGAUGGUAAACAUAAAAAAGAAUGUUAUCUCCUUUGUAGUCUUCAGACUUUACUAUGAUAAUGAGGAUCUAGCACUGAAGAUUUGAUUUCUCUGAAGGUAAUAGAAUGAAAGUUGCCCUUCAAAAAAGGAAAAAUGAUACUGCAACUUUACAUUGAAAAGUAUCUUGCACUGAUAAAUAUAUUUAAAAAAAUAUAUGUUUAUAAAGUUAUUAAUUUGUAAAGGCAGUGUUACAAAAUGUUCAGUUUAUAUUGUUUUAGAUUGUUUCAUAAUUUUUAAAGUGUAAAAUAACAUAUUUUUUUCUUUAUUGAAAAACUAUAAAAAUCUUCUGUAGUAAAAUGAUUUCAUUUUACUGGUAUAUUAUUGCUUCAUGUUUUGUACCAUCAUAAAACUUUGUGCAAAUUUUUUUUACAGAAAUUUUUAUUUUCUAUGACAAUAUGACACUUGUAAAUUGUUGUUUCAAAAUUAACAGCAAAGCCUUAACUUUAAAUGACAUUUGUAUUCUCAGACACUGAGUAGCAUAAAAAGAAUCACAUAGAACUGAACUGUAACUUAAAUUUCCAAACUAUGACUACUACAUUCCAAAGAAACAGUUGAAUUAAACAUUUUCAUAAAAUA
Molecule: messenger RNA, 6679 nt
Organism: Lagopus muta (rock ptarmigan)
Lineage: Eukaryota; Metazoa; Chordata; Aves; Galliformes; Phasianidae
Gene: NRP1
Product: neuropilin 1
Exons: 18
Coding region: 544-3309 (921 amino acids)
Biological process (GO): vascular endothelial growth factor signaling pathway; axon guidance; angiogenesis
Cellular component (GO): membrane
Molecular function (GO): vascular endothelial growth factor receptor activity; semaphorin receptor activity
Source: RefSeq, a predicted model, not a curated record